Molecule: messenger RNA, 2131 nt
Organism: Amyelois transitella
Lineage: Eukaryota; Metazoa; Arthropoda; Insecta; Lepidoptera; Pyralidae
Exons: 4
Coding region: 99-566 (155 amino acids)
Biological process (GO): sleep; positive regulation of voltage-gated potassium channel activity; regulation of synaptic transmission, cholinergic
Source: RefSeq, a predicted model, not a curated record
CAUCGGCGUCUCCCAGUCGGGCAGGGCGCGGCAACUCAGUCUCCAUCCGACUUUCAAACGAAGAGUUCGCCUGUGACCGAUUUUUACGAAAUCCCACCAUGGCCCGAAGUGCAGUCACUUUAUUAGGCUUCGCCGUUUUACUGGCCGUCGUUAAAUUAGGUUCAAGUACUAUGUGCUACCAAUGCAACUCUCAGUCGCAAGCUGAGUGCGGAGAUCCAUUUAAGAAGGACAAAAUUAAGCUAGUGGAUUGCAGUCGUGACACGGAGGUAUUGAAUUUCAAUAACCAGUACCUCCGACCGCUGGUAUCAGGGUUUCCAGUGAACAUCCUUGGAGCAGCAAGAUACUGUCACAAAAUUGUUACAAACACAAACACUGUCAUCCGAGUGUGCAUGGACGACAACCCUUUCGCCCUCAACACCACCUGCCAAAUGAUCGCCAAAUCCGAAGCUGUGAAGCACUGCAGCGUGUGCGACAAAGACAACUGUAAUGGAGCUGCAUCCAUCUCAGCCUCUCUCCCUCUAGCAUUAGUAGCACUUUUCGCUUCUUACUUCUACUUGAAACAGUAACAGCUAGAAGCACCGUAACAACAGAUAUUGGUAGCUUGAGUGACUUAAGAGGUCAGUCAUUGUUGUGCAUAUUUACUGAGCACCAGAUAACGUGUAUGCCAGACUGAUUUUUACACCUUUAGGCGGUAAGUAGGUUUUAAGCUCUGGUAAACCUUUUUACUGUCUUUAAGGUCUUAACUGUUCCUAAGCACAGAUUGCCUAAUCAACAUUUGUGGUUUAUGGUUACCACUGCGUAAAAUAUAGAACUAUCUUUACCAAUAGUUUAAAGAAAAAAAUGUGCUGGGUGAUGUAAAAUUUCAAAAAACUAAUACCCCUAUGAAAUCGCCUGGCUUCUUGACUAUCUGUGACAGGUUAUCUGGUACUGGUUUUUGCUUUAGAAAUAUCAUACCAAAGUACAGACAAUGCUUUUGCAGAUGUAUAAAAUAUUUUCCGCUCACUACAGGACCUUAACUGUCAUUUGUUUCGAACUUCCCAUAUAUAUAAGAGGUUUACACAUUUAUGUGACAUUGAAUUACUAAGUCUAUGUUUUCUAUGAUUUUUAAAAACUAAUUAUCUCAGAAAUGAUUCUGGAAAAAAUUGGUUAAAUACUGUUACUCCACAUUUAUAAAACUACGAUAGAAACACAACUUUUGUUCAGGCUCAAUUUUGACAAUAGAAUAGUACUUAUCGAAUUUUUGAUAUUUCUAUAAAACCAUCGUUAGUUAUUUGUUUUGUAAAAAAUAAAACAGUUUUACACUUGAGCAGGCAAAAAUCUAACAUUUGUUUUAGUAUUAUUUUUUAAUUCCAUUUAUUUAUAUAUUUAUGAAUAUUUAACUUGUUAUACAAAUAGAAACCGAAUGUAUUGUCUCUUUUUUAUGACUAUCAAGCUGUUUGGACGUUUUAUAGAAGUUAAGAAAAACAAUGUAUAAAAGUUUGAUGUAGAAAUUUAUAAAUUCGUCGUUCGUAUGAAUCAUUUGUGCUUAAAAUAUUUGUAAAAUUAAAUUAAUACAUACUUGAUGAAAAGCUAUUUUAUAAGACUAUAUCUAGAAACAGUGAUAUUAGCAAGCUGCUAUAUCAAAGGAACGGAUUAGAGUAUUAAUGGUUAGACUGAACAAAAAUAGAACGAAAGAUUAUUAUAUAUUGGUAUGGAUAUUAUCAAGAUUUUUAUGCUUUUCACAUGUCAACCUCGUCUAUAUGUAAACAUCCAUCGUUGGAAUAACUAGGUAUACUGUUUUACUAGAUGUCUAUAACCUAGGUAAUUCAUCGUCCGAUAUUAUAGUACCUAUUUUAAGACCGUAGAGGCCGUCCAAUAUCAGCGUUGUUACUGUUGUUGUGCUUCUUGAUAUAUGUACGUUAUGUAAGAUAAACUUAGAUGUUAACAUAUAACUGAAAACACUAUUUGUGAUAACAAUAAUCUCAUCAUAUAUGUUAUUAUUUAUUUGCUGUACAAAUUCAGAGUCAACACACAACAAAAAAUAGAAACAGUGUAUAUUUACUGCGCAAUUUUUUGAUUAUUUUUUACGUACUAAUUAUUUGUUGUUGUAUGUUUCAUGAUGUUUAUUUAUCAAUAAAAUAUUUUUUCCAUA